AAGUAAACAAUGUCUUUGUUAUGUCGUGCGAUUAAUCAUUAAGAAUGAGUAACCCAUGCUGAUGUAAACAAUAACAGAAAGAAAGAAACUUUGCCAUAUGACAUAUAUGACAAUCUGCUACAAGUGAACACAUGAGACUAAAUCGUCCAGUUACAUUUUUUGUCCAACAGAUGGCGCUAUCCGUUCGCUACUAGAGCUUCGCUAUUGGUAUCACACCGAACCAAGUGUAUACAAAGGAACUAUUUACUGUUGGUAGCUGAGGCUACUUCCUGAAGUGUACUCCGGCUGUUUACACACAUGUGAAAAACACGUGGAUCUGAGGGUAGUCUUGUUUGUGGGUAAUUUAUUUUCGAAAAUGCCGCGUCGGGUGGUGUUUUUCUGGUGUCCGCAGACGAGAUAGGUAACAUAGAACGUUUCUGACUCCGUUAUUCGGCAUCAAUUCUGUAAACUGAUUUUUAAUGAAUUUUUUUCCUCUAUAGUAAUAUAUAGUGAAAAUAAUUACCGGUGUGAUACCUUGAAUACCAGAUAUACCUUCAACGGGAAUAACAUAGUUAUGCUCCUUGAAAUUGAAUAUUAUUUAUUAAUAUUUCACUUGAAUGAUAAAAAAAACCCAGAUAUUAAUAGUCUUACACCGUUUCAAAACGACGCUACUCAAUACUACAUGUACUAAAAGGGUAAAUGUAUAAAUCUAGGGACACAAUUUGGUACUCAACAUUUUUUUUUCUUCUAGAUAUUUGAUAAAUACUACGGUAAGUAUCUGAUUAGCGUAAAACAUAGCAAAAAACCUAAAUUUCGAAAACUGGUGAAAAGAUGUAUUUCAGACAUCGAAAUUUUUCAUUUUAGGAGCCAGGUGAUAAAUCUUAAGGAAGAAGCACAAAUAAGAGAGAACAGAAUUUUUUCGUAUAAAAGCCCGUCAACUGAUAGUUGAGCCACGUGAUAUGUAAAUAAACAGGGCUCACGGAUUUUAUACUGAGGCAUCAUAUUGACUGAGGUUUUCUAUGCUAAGAUAAUGGGGAGAGUGAAGCAAUCCAAGUCCUCUCCUAAUGACCAGCAGGUCAGUUUCCGGGCCACUGACCAUGGGGACAGUGUCCUGGCAGGACUGAAGUACCUGAGAGAGAAACAAAAGCUGUUUGAUGUCACCUUCCUUGUAGAGGGACAGAAAUUUCAGGCACACAGAGUGGUCUUGGCAUCCUGCAGUGACUACUUCAGGGCAAUGUUCACAGAUGGAUUGAUUGAAUGUCAGAGGGAUAUUAUUCCAUUAAAUGGAGUCACAGCGAAAGGAAUGAAAAAUCUAAUUGAUUUUGCAUAUUCAUCCAAACUACUUUUGGACUUUGAUAAUGUGGAGGACAUUCUAUUAUCAGCCAAUCAUGUGCAAAUGCUGCCAGUACUGCGAGCCUGCUCUGACUUCCUCAAACAACAUAUGGCUAUUGAAAACUGCAUUGAUAUGCUCAGAUUGACAGAUUUGUUGUGUAUCAGAAAACUGAAGUGUGAUUUACUCAAGUUUAUGUGUUCCAACUGGACCAAAGUGUCAGUUACUCAAGACUUUUGCACAAAACUGACUGCAAAUCAGUUUAUAAGUAUUUUGGAUAGUAAUAUGCCCAUGAACUGUUCAGAGACGGAGAUCUUGUCUACUGUGGUCAGUUGGACCAUGUAUGACCUUCCCUCAAGACAACAACACUUUUUGCCUCUAUUGAAGCACAUACAGAUACAAAACAUUUCGGGCUCAACUUUACAUGCAAUGACCAACAAAGCAGAAUUCGAGAGGCUUCUCACUCCACAUCCAAACUUCAAGAAUUAUUUUUACAUGUCUUGCCUUGAACUCAGUCCAUGUUUAUUGGAGUCGGGCCUGGUCAAUAAUAGAGGGUUUACCAAGGCAUUGGUUUGUGUGGGCGGAUUCAGUCCAAACGGUGGGAUGACCAAUGACCUUCGAUUCUACAGUCACGUUACCACCUCUUGGAAAACCUUCACAACCAUUCCACAUAUCAAACAGUGCAAUUUUGGUUUAUCAGUAUUAAAUAACGAAAUGUUCGUUGUUGGGGGGUGCUUUAAUGAUCAAAUUCAAGAGGUUGUUCAUCAGUAUGGUUUCAGGUAUAAUCCUGAAAAGGACACGUGGAAAAGUAUAGCGCCCAUGAAUCAUGAGAGAUGUCGGUUUUAUCUCGGUGCACUUGGAGGGAAAUUAUACGCCAUUGGGGGAGAUCCAUCAGCAAGCAAUGACGUUUCUUUGGACUCGGCCCCAUGUGAGUGUUUUCUCCCAGAGGAAAACAAGUGGACCGCCAUUUCUCCACUGCCAGGAAAUCGCUCCCAACAUGCAGGUGUCGUGUUUCAGAACGCAUUGUACAUUUCUGGUGGUCUUCAGGAUGCAGAUGAAGACUUCUAUACAAGCUUCUUCCGAUAUGACCCAGUAUCAGAUAGUUGGACUGAAUUAUCUCCCAUGCUUUCUCCGAGAGCGGACCACGCCAUGUUUAUUUAUGAAGGACACAUUUACGUCGCUGGAGGAUGGCACGAAAACCCUAACCAGCAGCGGAUAAUGGUCGCCGAUCUGGAUCGCUAUGACCACUUGGCGGACAGAUGGGAUACCGUGACAACUGUCCCAGAUCCUCGUUUAUAUGCAACAUAUACCGUAAUGGACGGCAAGCUCCACAUUGUAGGAGGGUGGAUCAACGGAAACUACCAACGCAAAGCGCAAUGGAUUCAAACAGUAGAGAUGGACACGUUUUCCAUAGCCACGAAAAUGAUGGGGCAGAUGGAAGUUUGGGAACAUAGUUCUUGUUCAUUGUAUAUACCAAGUUGCAGACAAACUGAUAAUUGAUAUGCUCUGUUUUCUUGCCAUUUUAAGAAUCUCGUAUUUGAAAUGAAAUCCGACUUCACCAUG
This is a messenger RNA of Ostrea edulis (European flat oyster), 2872 nucleotides long. RefSeq names its product kelch-like protein 26. Gene Ontology annotation, molecular function: protein binding. The transcript has 6 exons. The record is from RefSeq and is a predicted model, not a curated record. The coding region runs from base 1010 to 2809 and encodes 599 amino acids. NCBI's taxonomy places the organism in Eukaryota, Metazoa, Mollusca, Bivalvia, Ostreida, Ostreidae.